GGAGCCGCGCUGUGACUUGCGGGAGAACCUGCAGCGUUACGGCUGCGGGGAGGGCAACAUCGUGAGCACCCGGGGCGAGAUGCAGACCCAGAAGAAUUCCAGUAUCAACACAUCCCUGAAGAGGACCCAGGUGUCCCCCCAGGGCAUGCACCUGCGGCUGCGAGCUGGGGAGGAGAUGAGCUUCAACAUGGAUGUCUUCCAGCCCUUGGAGAGCCCCGUGGAUCUCUACAUCCUCAUGGACUUCUCCUACUCUAUGUCUGAUGAUCUGGACAACCUCAAAAGCAUGGGCCAAAACCUAGCGGAGUUCCUGCAAGAACUGACCUCCAAUUACACCAUUGGAUUUGGCAAGUUUGUGGACAAAGUCUCUUCCCCUCAGACAGACAUGAGACCUGAGAAGCUGCGCGAGCCCUGGUACAACGCCGACUCCCCCUUCUCCUUCAAGAACGUCAUCCGCCUGACCAGCAACAUCAACCACUUCAGCCAGGAGCUCCGGAAGGAGCGCAUCUCCGGGAACCUGGAUGCCCCCGAGGGCGGCUUUGAUGCCAUCCUGCAGACAGCUGUCUGCAAGGAUAAGAUCGGCUGGAGGAAGGACAGCACUCACCUGCUCGUGUUCUCCACCGAAUCUGCCUUUCACUAUGAAGCUGAUGGUACCAACGUCCUGGCAGGGAUCCUGGCAAGAAACGACGAGCAGUGUCACCUGGACAGCCGUGGCACCUACGUGUAUGACACCAAGCAGGACUAUCCUUCAGUGCCCACCCUGGUGCGCCUGUUGGGCCAACACAACAUCAUCCCCAUCUUUGCUGUCACCAACCACUCCUACAGCUACUACGAGAAGCUGCACAAGUAUUUUCCCAUCUCUGAGAUUGGGGUGCUCCAGGAGGACUCUUCCAACAUUGUGGAGCUGAUCCGUACAGCCUUUGAGCGCAUCCGCUCCAAGAUGGACAUCAGGGCUGACUUCACUCCCAGGGCCAUGAAGACAGAGUUCACCUCCACGAUGUAUGAAAAGACAGAGUCUGGCUCCUUCCUCAUCACCCGUGGGGAAGUGGGCAAGUUCAAGAUGCACGUGAAGGCUCUCGAGCACGUGGGUGGGCAGCACGUGUGCAGCCUCCCCGAGAAGGACCGGCAGGGAGUUAUCCAAGUGAAACCCACCUCCCUGAGCGACAGCCUCACCGUCUCAGCCUCGGUCGUCUGCGACGUGUGUCCUUGUGAGCAGCAACAAGAGCUGAACUCGCCCAAGUGCAGCUUCCACGGGAACUUCGUUUGCGGGCAGUGCAUCUGCCACCCGGGCUGGCGAGGGGACACGUGCGACUGCUCCCCGGCGUCGUCCCCCAACAACGAAGCCUGCAUCCGCCCCGGGGACGUGGAGCCGUGCUCGGGAAGGGGCGAGUGCCUGUGUGGGAAGUGCCAGUGCUACUCCGAGGACCUGGUGCAGCGCUUCGACGGGGCCUUCUGCGAGUUCGACGUCCUGCAGUGCCCGCGCACCUCCGGCUUCCUCUGCAACGACCGUGGCCGCUGCUCCAGGGGCGCGUGUGUGUGUGAGAGCGGCUGGCAGGGCCCGGGCUGUGAGUGUCCCACCAGCAACGACACCUGCAUCGACAGCAGAGGGGGCAUUUGCAACAACCACGGGAGGUGCGAAUGCGGCAGAUGCAUCUGUGACAUGGCCUCGCUGUACACCAGCUCCACCUGCGAAAUCAGCUACUCCCUGGUGAGUCCCUGCGGGUUUGCUGUGUGCGAGAGCAUCCGGGACUGCGUCCGCUGCCAGACCUGGGGAAAGGGCAGCUUGAAAGGGAACUGCAGCACGUGCCACCUCCAGAUCCAGAUGGUGGAAGAGCUGAAGAAAGAGGAGGCUGGCGAGUACUGCUCCUUCCAGGAUGAGGAUGAUGACUGCACCUACCACUACUCCCUGGAGGGAGACCCCAGUGUGCUCCCCAACACCACCGUCCGUGUGCAGAAGAAUAAAGAGUGCCCACCAAGGAGCUUCUUCUGGCUCAUCCCGCUGCUCAUCUUCCUCAUCCUGCUCCUGGGGCUGCUGCUGCUGCUCUGCUGGAAGUUCUGUGCCUGCUGCAAGGCUUGCCUGGCCCUGCUUCCCUGCUGUGCACGAGGUCGCACCGUUGGCUUCAAGGAGGACCACUACAUGCUUCGGCACAGCCUCAUGUCCUCUGACCACCUGGACACGCCCCUGGUGCGCAGUGGGUCCCUCAAGGGGCGGGACACGGUCCGAUGGAAGAUCCACAACAAUGUGCACAAGCAGGGCUUUGCCUCCCCCGCUGCCACCAACCCCAAGGACCUCAUUCCCUAUGGGCUGUCUCUGAGGCUGGCAAGGCUUUUCACGCAGAACCUGACGAAGCCGGACACGCGGGAGUGCGAGCAGCUGCGCAAGGAAGUGGAGGAGAAUCUGAACGAUGUUUUCAAGCACAUCCCUGGCUGCCACAAGCUCCAGCAGACCAAGUUCAGGUUACAGCCUAAUUCUGGGAAAAGGCAGGAUCACGCCAUUGUGGACACAGUGCUCACUGCUCCUCGCUCAGCCAAGCCAGACAUCAUCAAAGCGGUGGAAAAACACGUGUCCCACGAGGCUUUCAACGAGCUGAAGGUUGCGCCGGGUUAUUACACCGUGACCUCAGACCAAGAUGCUCAGGGGCUGGUGGAGUUCCAGGAGGCCGUGGAGCUGGUGGAUGUCCGUGUCCCGCUCUUCAUCAGGGAGGAGGAUGAUGAUGAGAAGCAGCUGCAGGUGGAGGCCAUCGAGGUCCCCAACGGCAUCGCGAAGAUUGGGCGCAGGGUUGUCAACAUCACCAUCAUCAAAGAACAAGCCAGCAGCCUCAUCACCUUCUUGCAGCCAGCCUAUUCCCACAGCCGCUUUGACAAGCUGGCCAAGAUCCCCGUCCUGCGGGAGAUCAUCGACAACGGGAAAUCCCAGGUCACCUACAGGACCCGGGACCUCACCGCCAAGAACGGCAGGGACUAUCUCUUCACAGAGGGCGAACUGGUCUUCCAACCUGGGGAGACCCGAAAGGAGGUGCAGGUGCCCUUGCUGGAGCUGACUGAAAUAGAUACCCUCCUGAACAACUUCCAGCUCAAGCAAUUUGCCAUCGACCUCCUCCACCCCAAGUACGGCGCCAAGAUCGGCCGAUACGGCCAGACCACGGUGACCAUCGCCGACCCAGAGCUGGUGGAUGGUGUCCCCUCGAUGACUGGCCUGGGCCAGGUCCCCCAGUCCCCCAAAGGCCGCCUGAGUGCACCACUUAAUCCCAGUGCCCGCGCCCUCAGCUCCAGGGAAAUCAGCUUCAACUGGUUUCCUCCACCGGGAAAACCUCUGGGGUACAAGGUGAAAUACUGGAUCCAAGGGGACCCUGAGUCAGAAGCCCAUCUCAUCGACGUCAAAACACCACCAGCAGAGCUGAGUAACCUCUACCCCUUCUGUGACUAUGAAAUGCAAGUCUGUGCCUACAACGCCCUGGGUGAGGGGGCUUACUCUGACAUCAUCCACUGCCGCACACUGGAGGAGGUGCCCAGCGAGCCUGGUCGCUUGGCUUUCAACGUCGUGUCUUCCACUGUGACACAGCUGAGCUGGGCUGAGCCUGCAGAAACCAACGGGGACAUCACGGCUUAUGAAGUCAGUUAUGGACUCGUCAACGAGGACAACAUCCCCGUGGGCCCCGUGAAGAAGGUGCUGGUUGAGGACCCGAAGAAGCGCAUGGUGCUGAUUGAAAACCUGCGGGAGUCGCAGCCCUAUCGCUACACGGUGAAGGCCAGGAACGCUGCUGGCUGGGGGCCUGAGAGAGAAGCCACCAUCAACCUCGCCACGCAGCCCAAGCGCCCCAUGUCCAUCCCCAUCAUCCCUGAUGUCCCCAUCGUGGAUGCAGAGGGAGGUGAGGACUACGACAGCUACCUGAUGUACAGCGCGGAUGUGCUGCGCUCCCCGGCCGGCAGCAAGCGCCCCAGCGUCUCCGAUGAUUCAGGCUCCAGGUGGAAAUAUGUGCCGCUGCUGGGAGAAGACCUGGACCUUCGCCGCAUCACCUGGAGGCUCCCACCCGAAACCAUUCCCCGCCUCUCUGGCAGCAGCCGCCUCUCCUCGGACGCCGAGGGUCUCCUCCCCGAGGAGGACAGCGACGUGGCCACGGGCAGUGCGAGGAGGAGCGGGACGCCCCGGCCCCAAGCAGAGCACUUGCUGAACGGCCGUGUGGACUUCUCCUUCCCCGGCAGCGCCAGUGGCUCGCUGACCAGGACAACCAACACCAGCUACCACCAGCUGAGCUCCCACGUGCACCAGGAGCACAGGGUGAUGGGGAGCUCCUCGCUAACGAGAGACUACUCCACGGUGCAGAUGGGGCAUGAUUACCCAGGGACACUCCUCCCUCCCAUCCGUGAAGAUGCUGGGAGGACAAUCCCACGGCCCCGGGAUGUGGGUUUCAGGAGCAGGGCAAAGGUGAAGGGUUACUACCCCAGCAUUGGCUGUCGGGACUCUAUAAUCAUGACUGAUGGGUCCACAGGGAUUUGCAAGUACAUAGACUCCAGGAAGCCUCUGGGCAUCCCUGACACCCCCACACGCCUGGUGUUCUCUGCCCUGGGACCCACCUCCCUGAAGGUGAGCUGGCAGGAGCCGCGCUGCGAGAAGGAGGUGCAGGGCUACAGUGUGCAGUACCAGCUCCUCAGCGGAGGAGAGGUGAACAGAAUCACCAUCCCCAACCCCAGCCAGAACUCGGUGGUGGUAGAGGACCUGCUGCCCAACCACUCCUACAUCUUCAAGGUGAAGGCACAGAGUGAGGAAGGCUGGGGCCCCGAGAGGGAAGGAGUCAUCACCAUCGAGUCCCAGGUGGACCCGCAGAGCCCGCUCAGUCCUGUACCAGGUACACCCUUCACCCUGAGCACCCCCUGUGCUCCUGGACCACUGGUUUUCACAGCCCUCAGCCCAGACUCCCUUCACCUCAGCUGGGAGAGACCCCGCGAGCCCAACGGGCCCAUCCUGGGCUACAGGAUCACCUGUGAGAUGCUGCAUGGAGGAGGGGAGCCCAGGACAAUCUAUGUCGAAGGAGACAAUCUGGAAACCACCCUGACUGUGCCCCACCUGAGUGAGAAUGUCCCAUACAAGUUCAAAGUGCAAGCCAACACCACCCAAGGCUUUGGGCCAGAGAGAGAAGGCCUCAUCACCAUUGAAUCUCAGAACAGAGGUGCUUUCUCCCAGUUUGGAGGACAGCAGUACAUGAGGGAAGAAGUGUACAAAUUCCCCACCGAAUACACCACCAAAACCAGCAUCAGCCAUUCCUCUCUGGAUCCCCACUUCACAGACGGGAUGCUCGUGACGAGCCAGCGAGUGGAGAACACGAGCAGCACCCUCACCCAGGAGUUCGUGAGCCGGACCGUGAUGUCCAGUGGGACCCUCACCAAGCAGGUGGAGAGGCAGUUCUACGAGGCCUGAGCCGGGGCAGGCUGAGCACCAGCGGGACAUUUGGGAUCAGACGG
Molecule: messenger RNA, 5457 nt
Organism: Myiozetetes cayanensis
Lineage: Eukaryota; Metazoa; Chordata; Aves; Passeriformes; Tyrannidae
Gene: ITGB4
Product: integrin subunit beta 4
Exons: 38
Coding region: 80-5413 (1777 amino acids)
Biological process (GO): cell migration; cell communication; integrin-mediated signaling pathway
Cellular component (GO): membrane; integrin complex; focal adhesion
Molecular function (GO): integrin binding
Source: RefSeq, a predicted model, not a curated record